CUGGAACCUUGAAGUCCAUCUCCUGAUCUUCUUUCCUUCAUCGAUUUGCCACACGAAACAAACGGAACCACAAAUCAUGGACCCAGCGAACGGGAACGCAAAUGGCAAUUCGCCCAACACCUUCCGCGUCCUAGUGACAGGCGCAAAUAGCGGUCUCGGCUUCGCCCUCUGCUGCCGCCUCAUGGACGAAUUCCUCUACACAAGACCCCAAACCCAAACUCUCCAUCUCCUCUUCUCAACCCGCUCUUCCAAAAAAUCCACAGAAACUUCUCAACGUUUAAAAUCUCAUCUGCAAAACACACUCCGCGAAGCCAAUGGAAAGACACUCGGGAUUUCUAUUAUUCUGGAAUCGAGGAUCAGAAUCGAAGGUGUUCAAGUCGAUUUAUUGAAAUUGGGGAGUGUGAAGAUUUUGGCGGAGGAGUUGUUGAGUAGAGGCGAGAAAUUUGAUGCUGUGGUUUGGAAUGCGGGGGUUGCGGGGUGGAAGGGGAUUAAUUGGUUUGGGGCGAUUUGGAGUGUUUUGACGCAGUUGGGGCAGGCUGUUACGUUUCCGGAUUAUAUGGUUUGUGAUGUGGGGAAGAGGGCUGGGAGGCAGGUGCAGAAACAGAAAGAAGCUGAGGGGUUGGAUGCAGGAGGUGAGGAGGAGGAAGAGGAGCCGGUUUUGGGGGAAGUUUUUACGGCGAAUGUUUUUGGGCAUUAUAUGCUUACGCACUGGAUUUCGCCGCUUCUGGAUCGGAGUUCGAGGGUUGUGUGGAUUUCGAGUACGGGUGCUGUGCAUGAUGCUUUUCAGGUGGAGGAUAUUCAGGGAUUGAAGUCUUUGGUGGCGUAUGAGUCUUCGAAGAGGUUGACGGAGUUUUUGGCGCUUACGGCGGAGUUGCCUUCGACGAGGCCAUACACGAAGAACUUCUUCUCUGGAACAUCGCAGGGAGCAGAAAACCGGCAACCGAGGAUGCUCGUCACUCACCCAGGUGUGGUCGCCACAUCGAUUUCCGGACUUCACUGGUUUUUGAGUAUCUUCAUGACCUUGGCAUUCUACCUCGCACGAAUUCUUGGAUCGCCAUGGCACGCUAUCGGUCCUUACAAAGGAGCAGUCAGCAUGGUUUUCGCAGUCUUAUCUCCUCAGAUCAUUGAGCUUGAGGAGCGUGAAGGGAAAGGUAAAUGGGGUUCUGCAGCAAACAACAGAGGUGAGGAGAGGGUUGCGCGUACGGAAGUAGAGGGUUGGGGAUAUUGCGGGAAACCUGGAGUCGUGCCUCCAGGUAGCGCUACGACUGGGCUGUAUGCGAAGCGAAGGGAGACGACAAAAGAAAGCAGAGAAGAGUUCGAAGAGAUUGGACGGCAGGUGUGGAAGGAGAUGGAGGCGAUGAGAGUUGAUUGGGAGAGAAGGCUUGGGCCGCUUGACGUGAAGAGGGCUUCAUAG
Cercospora beticola is the source of this 1414-nucleotide messenger RNA. RefSeq names its product 3-keto-steroid reductase (gene ERG27). The record is from RefSeq and is a predicted model, not a curated record. Gene Ontology annotation, biological process: ergosterol biosynthetic process. Gene Ontology annotation, cellular component: lipid droplet; endoplasmic reticulum membrane; mitochondrial outer membrane. Gene Ontology annotation, molecular function: 3-beta-hydroxysteroid 3-dehydrogenase (NADP+) activity. NCBI's taxonomy places the organism in Eukaryota, Fungi, Ascomycota, Dothideomycetes, Mycosphaerellales, Mycosphaerellaceae.